GCGCGUCUCUCCGGCUGCCGGGCAGGACCGCGGCGUUGGUGCUCGGGGUCCUGGGCUGGACGCGACCCCGUUCGCGAAGCGUGCGGCUGUCCGCUGACGUCGCCGGCCCCUUCACCGGUGCUGGAAGUCAAAACCGAAAGGGUGGGCGGCGCGGAAGCAGGCGUGGAGCGGCAGGGAUGCGCUGCGCCUGAACGGGCCGAGAGCCUUUCUGAUUGUAUGGAUCACUGAUUGAAUAAUAGAUGGCCUUACCUCGUCUUACAGGAGCCUUGCGCUCCUUUUCAAAUGUCACCAAGCAAGAUAAUUAUAAUGAAGAAGUGGCUGACUUAAAGGUGAAGAGAGCCAAACUUCAUGAGCAAGUUUUAGAUUGUGGCCUGACAUGGAAGAAGAUAAUAGAAUUUUUGAAUGAAAGACUGGAGAAAAGUAAAAUGCGAAGCAUCAAUGAAGACUUAAAAGAUAUAUUACAUGCUGCAAAACAAAUAGUUGGAACGGAUAAUGGCAAAGAAGCAAUUGAAAGUGGGGCUGCAUUUCUGUUCAUGACAUUUCACUUGAAGGACUCCGUUGGUCAUUUGGAGACAAAAGCUGUCAAACAGAUGUUUGGACCGUUUCCAUCAUCAUCUGCCACCGAAGCUUGUAAUGCUACUAAUAGAAUUGUUUCUCAUUUUAGUCAAGAUGAUCUUGCUGCUCUUGUCCAGUUGACAAAACAGGAAUAUAGUGAUGGAUUUUUUUUUGGCAAAAAUUUAGCAUUUUCAUUUGAUAUGCAUGAUUUGGACCACUUUGAUGAACUGCCAAUAAAUGGUGAAUCCCAGAAAAUCAUCAGUCUAGAUUAUGAGAAGUUUUUGAAUGAGCAUGAUCAUUGCACACCAGAACUCAAGCCUGUGGAAAAAACAAAUGGCUCCUUUUUAUGGUGUGAAGUUGAAAAGUACUUAAAUACAAGUUUAAAGGAAAUGACUGAAGCACCAAGAAUAGAAGAUCUUUGCUGCACUUUGUAUGACAUGCUUGCUUCUGUUAAAAGUGGUGAUGAGCUCCAGGAUGAGCUGUUUGAAUUGUUGGGACCUGAAGGACUUGAUUUAAUUGAGAAACUCCUCCAGAACAGAAUUACAAUUGUGGAUAAAUUCCUUAAUUCUUCAAAUGAUCAUAAACUUCAGGCUCUUCAAGACAAUUGCAAAAAAAUUUUAGGAGAAAAUGCUAAACCAAAUUAUGGCUGCCAAGUCACUAUUCAGUCUGAACAAGAAAAACAAUUAAUGAAACAAUAUCGCCGUGAAGAAAAGAGAAUUGCCAGACGAGAGAAAAGGACUGGGGAAGAUGUGGAAGGUUCAGAAGGACUUGUGAACUUUGAUCCUAAAGAAUUAAGAAUACAUAGAGAACAGGCUCUACUGAAUGCUAGAAAUGCACCACUUCUGAGCAGACAGAGAGACACGGAGACUGAAAAAAUACGUUUUCCACAUGUUUAUGAUUCCCAGGCUGAAGCUAGGAAAACAUCUGCGUUCAUUGCUGGUGCAAAGAUGAUUUUACCAGAAGGUAUCCAGAGGGAGAACGACAAACUUUGUGAGGAAAUUAAGAUUCCCUAUAGUGAGCCAAUGCCAAUUGGGCUUGAAGAAAAGCCAGUUUAUAUCCAGGACUUAGAUGAGAUUGGACAGCUGGCUUUUAGAGGAAUGAGAAGACUGAAUAGAAUUCAAUCAAUAGUGUUUGAGACAGCCUACAACACUAAUGAGAAUAUGCUGAUCUGUGCCCCUACUGGUGCCGGAAAGACCAACAUUGCAAUGCUUACAGUCUUGCAUGAAAUUCGCCAACAUUUUCAACAGGGUGUUUUAAAAAAGAAUGAGUUUAAGAUUGUAUAUGUUGCUCCAAUGAAAGCCUUGGCCGCUGAGAUGACAAAUUACUUCAGCAAACGUCUAGAGCCACUGGGCAUUGUUGUGAAAGAAUUGACUGGUGAUAUGCAGUUGUCAAAAACUGAAAUUUUACGAACCCAGAUGCUUGUGACCACACCAGAAAAAUGGGAUGUAGUGACAAGAAAGAGUGUUGGUGAUGUUGCUCUUUCCCAAAUUGUCAAGCUGCUUAUUCUUGAUGAAGUGCAUUUGCUUCAUGAAGACAGAGGACCAGUAUUAGAAAGUAUCGUUGCACGUACUUUACGACAGGUUGAAUCUACACAGAGCAUGAUAAGGAUUCUUGGGCUGUCUGCAACCUUACCGAACUACCUCGAUGUUGCCACGUUUUUGCAUGUUAAUCCUUACAUUGGACUUUUCUUCUUUGAUGGCCGUUUUCGACCAGUGCCUCUUGGACAGACAUUUUUGGGGAUUAAAAGUGCAAAUAAGAUGCAGCAGUUGAAUAAUAUGGAUGAAGUAUGCUAUGAAAAUGUUUUAAAGCAAGUAAAAGCUGGCCACCAGGUCAUGGUGUUUGUACAUGCUCGAAAUGCCACUGUUAGAACAGCUAUGUCUCUAAUCGAAAGAGCAAAAAAUUGUGGCCAGAUACUCUGCUUCCUGCCUACCCAAGGACCUGAAUAUGGACAUGCAGAAAAACAGGUGCAAAAGUCAAGAAAUAAGCAAGUCCGAGAACUAUUCCCAGAUGGUUUUAGUAUUCACCAUGCAGGAAUGCUCCGGCAGGAUAGAAAUUUGGUUGAAAACUUGUUUUCUAAUGGGCAUAUCAAAGUCCUGGUCUGUACAGCCACGUUAGCGUGGGGUGUCAAUCUUCCUGCUCAUGCUGUUAUUAUCAAGGGAACACAAAUAUAUGAUGCAAAACGAGGCUCCUUUGUUGACCUUGGAAUUUUAGAUGUCAUGCAGAUAUUUGGUAGAGCUGGACGGCCACAAUUUGACAAGUUUGGGGAAGGAAUCAUCAUAACAACGCAUGAUAAACUCAGCCAUUACCUCACUUUGCUUACUCAACAAAACCCAAUUGAGAGCCAGUUUCUGGAAAGUCUUGCAGAUAACUUAAAUGCAGAGAUUGCUCUUGGAACAGUUACCAACGUGGAGGAAGCGGUGAAGUGGAUAAGUUACACUUAUCUUUAUGUGCGAAUGAGAGCGAAUCCAUUAGCAUAUGGGAUCAGUCACAAAGCAUAUCAGAUGGAUCCAACCUUAAGAAAGCAUCGAGAACAAUUGGUUAUUGAAGUUGGACGAAAACUAGACAAAGCCCAGAUGAUCCGCUUUGAAGAGCGAACUGGGUAUUUCUCCUCAACUGACUUGGGUAGAACUGCAAGCCACUACUAUAUUAAAUACAAUACUAUUGAGACUUUUAAUGAACUCUUUGAUGCACACAAAACUGAGGGUGAUAUCUUUGCUAUAGUUUCCAAAGCUGAAGAAUUUGAUCAAAUCAAGGUCAGAGAAGAAGAAAUAGAGGAAUUAGAUGCCUUAUUAUGCAACUUCUGUGAACUCUCAGCUCCCGGGGGUGUGGAAAAUAGCUAUGGCAAAAUAAACAUCUUACUUCAAACCUAUAUCAGCCGGGGAGAGAUGGACAGUUUUUCCCUCAUAUCGGAUUCUGCAUAUGUUGCACAGAAUGCAGCUAGGAUUGUUCGUGCUCUUUUUGAAAUUGCUCUGCGGAAACGGUGGCCCGCCAUGACCUACAGGCUCCUCAAUCUUAGUAAAGUUAUCGACAAGAGGCUUUGGGGUUGGGCUAGCCCUUUGAGACAGUUCUCAGUGUUACCACCACACAUUCUAACAAGAUUAGAAGAAAAAAAUCUUACUGUGGAUAAGCUGAAAGACAUGAGGAAAGAUGAAAUAGGUCACAUUUUGCAUCAUGUGAAUAUUGGACUGAAGGUCAAGCAAUGUGUUCAUCAGAUUCCUUCUGUUACAAUGGAAGCAUCCAUCCAGCCCAUCACCCGGACUGUUCUCCGAGUGACACUCACCAUAUAUCCUGACUUUACUUGGAAUGAUCAGGUCCAUGGAACUGUUGGAGAACCCUGGUGGAUUUGGGUAGAAGAUCCUACAAAUGAUCAUAUUUAUCAUUCAGAAUAUUUUCUCACUUUAAAAAAGCAGGUCAUUACUAAAGAAGCUCAACUACUGGUAUUCACAAUACCUAUUUUCGAACCUUUGCCUUCCCAAUACUAUAUCCGAGCAGUGUCUGACAGAUGGUUAGGUGCUGAGGCUGUCUGUAUUAUCAACUUCCAACAUCUGAUUCUCCCAGAGAGACAUCCUCCUCAUACAGAAUUACUAGAUCUUCAACCUCUACCAAUUACAGCCUUGGGUUGUAAAGCCUAUGAAGCCUUAUACAAUUUUACCCACUUCAACCCUGUACAGACACAAAUAUUUCACACACUAUAUCACACGGACUGUAAUGUGCUACUUGGAGCACCCACUGGAUCAGGGAAGACUGUUGCUGCUGAAUUAGCCAUUUUCAGAGUCUUCAACAAGUACCCUACCUCAAAGGCAGUAUAUAUUGCACCCCUAAAAGCUCUAGUACGUGAAAGAAUGGAUGAUUGGAAAGUUAGAAUAGAAGAAAAACUUGGAAAAAAUGUUAUUGAACUAACAGGAGAUGUAACUCCUGAUAUGAAAUCCAUUGCCAAGGCUGACCUUAUUGUCACAACACCAGAGAAGUGGGAUGGAGUCAGCAGAAGCUGGCAAAAUAGGAAUUAUGUUCAGCAAGUCACUAUUCUCAUCAUAGAUGAGAUCCAUUUGCUUGGGGAGGAAAGAGGUCCUGUCCUUGAGGUCAUUGUAUCACGAACGAAUUUCAUCUCAUCACACACAGAAAAACCUGUUAGAAUAGUUGGACUGUCUACUGCAUUAGCUAAUGCCAGAGACCUUGCUGACUGGCUAAAUAUCAAACAAAUGGGUUUGUUCAACUUCCGACCAUCAGUGCGCCCCGUCCCACUGGAAGUCCACAUCCAGGGUUUCCCAGGGCAGCAUUACUGUCCUCGUAUGGCUAGUAUGAACAAGCCUGCAUUUCAGGCAAUUCGAAGCCAUUCUCCAGCCAAACCUGUUUUGAUAUUUGUCUCAUCAAGACGUCAGACUCGUCUUACUGCCUUGGAAUUAAUAGCUUUUCUGGCUACCGAAGAAGAUCCAAAGCAGUGGUUGAAUAUGGAUGAAAGAGAGAUGGAGAACAUCAUUGGAACACUAAAAGAUUCCAACUUGAAGCUGACUCUUGCUUUUGGAAUAGGAAUGCAUCAUGCUGGGCUACAUGAGAGGGACCGAAAAACAGUAGAGGAGCUAUUUGUAAAUUGUAAAAUUCAGGUGCUUAUUGCUACAAGCACAUUAGCCUGGGGUGUAAACUUUCCAGCUCAUUUAGUAAUUAUUAAGGGAACAGAAUAUUAUGAUGGAAAAACAAGACGUUACGUGGAUUUUCCCAUUACAGAUGUACUCCAGAUGAUGGGGCGUGCUGGGAGGCCACAGUUUGAUGACCAGGGCAAAGCUGUAAUUCUGGUUCAUGACAUAAAGAAAGACUUUUACAAAAAAUUUUUGUAUGAACCUUUUCCAGUAGAAUCAAGCUUAUUAGGAGUACUUUCUGACCAUUUAAAUGCAGAAAUUGCUGGUGGUACAAUAACUUCUAAGCAAGAUGCCUUGGAUUAUAUCACCUGGACUUACUUUUUCCGGCGUCUUAUCAUGAACCCCAGCUAUUACAAUUUGGGUGAAGUGAGCCAUGAUUCAGUGAACAAGUUUCUUUCCCACCUGAUUGAGAAGUCCCUGAUUGAAUUGGAGAACUCCUACUGCAUUGAAAUUGGAGAGGAUAGUCGGAGUAUUGAACCUCUGACGUAUGGCAGGAUUGCUUCCUAUUACUAUCUGAAGCAUCAAACAGUUAAAAUGUUCAAGGACCGUUUGAAACCUGAAUGCAGUACUGAAGAAUUGCUUUCAAUUCUGAGUGAUGCAGAAGAAUACACAGAUUUGCCUGUAAGACACAAUGAAGAUCAUAUGAAUAGCGAACUGGCAAAAUGUCUUCCCAUUGAAUUAAAUCCUCACUCAUUUGACAGCCCACACACCAAAGCACAUCUCCUCCUACAAGCACAUCUCAGCCGAGCCAUGCUUCCUUGCCCCGAUUAUGAUACUGAUACCAAAACAGUCUUGGACCAAGCUCUCAGAGUGUGUCAGGCAAUGCUGGAUGUGGCUGCAAACCAGGGCUGGUUAGUGACUGCCCUGAAUAUAACCAAUCUGGUUCAAAUGGUGAUCCAGGGUCGAUGGUUAAAAGACUCUUCCCUUCUCACAUUACCAAACAUAGAACAGCACCAUCUUCACCUUUUCAGGAAAUGGAAUAAGGGCCAACAUAGUAAGUGUCCCACCUCCAUUGAGUGCCUUCCUGAGCUGAUCCAUGCCUGUGGAGGGAAAGAGCAUGUAUUCAGCAACAUGGUGGAAAGUGAGCUACACGCUGCAAAAACAAAGCAGGCAUGGAAUUUCUUAUCUCGCUUGCCAGUGAUAGAUGUUAGUAUAAGUGUUAAAGGCUCAUGGGAUGGCUUAGUUGAAGGACAUAAUGAACUCUCCAUUUCAAAUCUGACUAUGGACAAACGAGAUGACAACAAAUGGAUCAAGUUGCAGGCUGAUCAGGAGUAUGUGCUUCAAGUCAGCUUGCAGAGAGUCCACUUUGGGUUCUACAAGGGAAGGCAAGAGACCUGUGCAGUAACCCCUCGAUUUCCCAAAUCCAAAGAUGAAGGAUGGUUUUUAAUAUUAGGAGAAGUAGAUAAGAGAGAACUUAUUGUUUUAAAAAGAGUAGGAUAUAUACGAAAUCAUCAUGUGGCUUCCCUUUCAUUUUAUACCCCUGAAACACCUGGAAGGUAUAUCUUUACACUGUAUCUCAUGAGUGACUGCUACCUUGGCCUGGACCAACAAUAUGAUAUUUAUCUGCACGUCACAGAAGCAAAUCACACUACACAGGUCAACGCAGAGGUCACCGAUGCCCUCAUUGAGUGAAGCACCCUGACCCAAUGGAUCAAUUUAAAAGAAGCAUUUAACAAGUAUGACCCUUUAGCCGUCUAGACAAAGUCCAGUUACUUCAUGUUUGCCAUGACAGAAUCAACUUCUAACCUGGUAGACAUCCUACACGUUGACAGUUGCUGCAGUAUUGACUCCAGCAGCACAAAGUUGGAUGCAGUGGCCUUUUAACAAAUGUUGCCUUUUAUAAUGUUGUCUCCAUGGGUUUCUUGAUACUGUAAAAUGGAUAAGUAUGUAGGACAAUCUCUUAAAUUGUGUAUGUUUGAGACAAUAUCCAGAAAUUUUCAAUCAAAUCUCACAAGAUGCUGUUUACAUGAAUGUCAGUUUCGGGAUUUUUUAUUUGUUUGUUUUGUUCUGUUUUUUUUUUAAGUAAAACUGCCAUAAGGUCUGACAAUGUCAGGCUUUUAAUUGUGCAGUGUAAAAUAUGUGAGAUAAAUAUGCAAGGUGAUUCACUAUGUAUCUUGAUAGCAAACAUUAUACUUUGAUCUCAUUUAGAAGCAGUUUGAAGAAAUUCUUAGUCAUAAAUGUUAAUAAUAUAUGACAUAAAGUUAUGGAAUCCAGUGAUGAUGAAACAAGAAAACAGAAUAUACUGAUCUUGAAAAAUACAUUUACUACGACUGGUGCAAAUAAAAUAUGCAGAGUUUCACUUGAAAA
Molecule: messenger RNA, 7496 nt
Organism: Ochotona curzoniae (black-lipped pika)
Lineage: Eukaryota; Metazoa; Chordata; Mammalia; Lagomorpha; Ochotonidae
Gene: ASCC3
Product: activating signal cointegrator 1 complex subunit 3
Exons: 42
Coding region: 240-6821 (2193 amino acids)
Molecular function (GO): ATP binding; ATP hydrolysis activity; nucleic acid binding
Source: RefSeq, a predicted model, not a curated record